Prorocentrum cordatum is the source of this 1116-nucleotide messenger RNA. The record is from the annotation of a GenBank genome assembly. NCBI's taxonomy places the organism in Eukaryota, Dinophyceae, Prorocentrales, Prorocentraceae.
UCGGCGUCGUCGUCGUCGUCAUCGCCGUCUGUCGUCGUCUUCUGUCGUCGUCGUUGUCGUCGUCUUCGUCCUCGUCCUCAUCGUCGUUCUCCCCCCCCCUCGCCUCCCCUCGCCUUCCCACCUCCCGGGGCCACGCAGACCCCCGGGCGGUGGGCGCUGGGCGGCGAGCCCUCUCCCUUUUUUCGAGCGCGGGCGCCUCCGCCGCUGCACCACCGAGCCCCCCGGGCCCUCGCCGGCGCCUGCGCGCGCGCGCCGGAAGGCGUCGCUGGGCACAGGGGCAUGCCGGGCGACCCCUGGCGCGGCGGAUACUGCGCGGCCGUCGGCGAGGAGGAGGGGACGCCCGGGGCUCGCUGGAGGCGGCUCGCCGCUGCGGCGCCGUUGGCGACGCUGCCGCUGGCCCUGCUCGGCGGCGCGCUGGCGCUGCGGGGCGGCCCCGCGGCGCAGCGCGUGGCGCAGCGCGCGGCGCGCCCGCAGCUCCUGCUGGCGGAGUUCGAGCGGCGCGGCCAGGAUGUUGGAUCUGGCACCGACGCGGAGUCGGUGGCCGCGGUCGCGCUCGAGCCGUUCACUUGCGGCAAGUAUGGAUGCCUAGACGUCCGCAGCAUGGCCGCCUGCGGUUGCAGCCAGUACUGCCAGGAGGAUGGCAAUUGCUGCCCCGACUACACGGCAGUGUGCGCGCCGGCCAGGAUCCAGCAGGGCCUGGGCGCAUGGGGUGGUUGCCCACAAGGUGCGGCUCCUCCCAUGCCGCAGGUGCCGGGGUACAGCCCCGUGGGCGAGGCGUUGAGGGUGAAGGUGCUGUCAUACAACCCAGAAUGGUGGCACGUCAUCGAGCAGCUCGGUGGCAACAGCAACAGUGCUGCGCGGCUCAUCUCGCAGGGCGGACCCAGCCUUUCGACAUCAUCGGCUUCCAGGAGUUCUACGACCCCUGGUGGGGCCUCGCCAGGCCCGGGUACGACGCCUCCGAGCUGCUGCGGGACUACGCCUACGUGCGGGGCGAGCCAGGCGGACCCGUCGGUACGGUCAUCGGCUUCCGGAACGCGAGCUGGUCGCUGCUGGGCAAGGGGCAGCGCUUCGUGGCCGAGGACGAGGAGGGCCCCAUGUACUUCGGCACCGCGAAGG